This is a messenger RNA of Callorhinchus milii (elephant shark), 7509 nucleotides long. Its product is annotated as prostaglandin F2 receptor negative regulator. The coding region runs from base 211 to 2853 and encodes 880 amino acids. The record is from RefSeq and is a predicted model, not a curated record. The transcript has 9 exons. NCBI's taxonomy places the organism in Eukaryota, Metazoa, Chordata, Chondrichthyes, Chimaeriformes, Callorhinchidae.
GAGAGGGUUUGGGGUUGGAGAGGGGGGGGGGUGGUAAAUUAACGUUGCCACCUGGAAUCAGGGAGUGGUGUGAAGGAGCUGGAAAUCCUUGGGGGAAUUAGUUAUUUCUUGGCUGUCGAGAAAGAGAAAGAGGGAGAGGGACAGAGAGAGGGGAUCGAAAGUGUUUCCUUUAUAUACAGUGUAUAGAGAAAAGCAGAGCCUGGGGAAGACAUGGAAAGAUUGCUGUGGUUACUGGUAGCAAUGCUGAAUUUUGGUCUAAGCUCUGGUCGUAUAGUGAAAGUGCCGUCAGGCCCUCUGUACCGUGUGCUAGGCAGCUCUGUCGACAUCCCGUGCAGUGUCAGUGAGUACCAGGGCCCGGCUGAACAGAAUUUUGAUUGGACGGUGCUCCGCGGGGACCGGUCUGUUAAGAUUGACAGCACGUGGGAACCGAAUUUCUUCGACCCCGAAUAUAAAGAGAAAGUGACGAGAAGAGAGAUCACAGUGCAGAGGCUCAGCAACAACUCCACCCAGCUUCAUUUCACCAGUGUUACAUUUCAAGAUGAAGGACAAUACACUUGUGAGACACCCAGUACUGAUGAGAAUAGUGCCGGGAACUACGACGCUCAGGUAUAUCUGAAAGUGAUUCCCGAUGGACUAACAGUGACACUCGGAAAAUCCCGAAGUAUAAAAUCUAGGAAUUACACGGAAGGGGAGUCACUGGAACUCCAAUGUAUCGCAACCACAACCUCAACUAUUCACACGCAUGUGGCCAUCACGUGGAGGUUAAAGUCAGAAGAGAGUGGGACCAUGAUGGAUAUUCUGUCGCUUACCGCAAAGGGAAAAUUAAAGUCCGGUGACCAGUACAAAGACCGGUAUGAAAGUGGUGACGUGAGGAUGAGCAUUGAAGAAAGCGGUGUCUACAAAUUGCUUAUUGACCGUUUGCGUCCCGAGGAUCAGGGCACCUACCUGUGCGUAGCAGAGGAAUGGGUUAUGGAAGAUGUUGCCACCUGGAAAAAUAUCCUCGAGAAAAACACAGACAUUGCAUCGAUUAAAGUACGAUCAUUGGCUGAGGCUCUGGCAGUCUCCACAUUCAGUGGCAACCUGACUCUAAACAAAGAAAGUAACCUUAAUCUCAGCUGCCUUGUGACAGGAGUUGAGGAUCUGGCUGUGGUCGAGGUGGGCUGGUAUUUCAGCUCUUCUCUGCCAACCAAUGCUCAGAGCCAAUCAAGCCUGGUGUACAUGGACCGAACGGCAGUAGUGAACAAUUCGAAUUCCGUCACACUGAGCAAGAUUAGCAGCAACGAGUACAGACUGAGAGUGCAGCAGGUUGACGAAACGGACAGUGGCUACUACUACUGCACAGCAUCCGUCUGGAUCCGGGGGUCGAGCGGAACGUGGAAAAAAGCAGCAGAAAAGACAUCUAAUUCUGUCCCUGUCAGAGUUAGUUUCUUAGAUUCUUCGUAUUCUGUGAAAAUGAAUUUGAUAAAGGGAGCUCAUUCCUUUGGGGAUUCAGCGGUGAUGGAAUGUCAAGUGGUGGAUGUGCAGAACCUAGGGAGCUCGGGGAUGGAGAGUCCCAGACUCACCGUGUCCUGGUAUUUCAAACCUGAGAAGAAUGGCAGUGACUGGGUGAAUAUACCCUUAGCAUCGAUGAAUGAAGAGCUGAUACUAACAGUGGACAAUGAGUAUAAGGAGCGAGCAGAAAAGGGAGAACUAAUUUUCACCAAAUCUCAGCUCAAUACUUUCAGGUUUCAGAUUCAGCAGGCUCUCAUCUCUGAUAAAGGCGAAUAUUUUUGCAAAGUCUCUGCCUGGGUUAAGCAUCGGGAUGACUCGAGGAUGAAAUCCAAGACAGUCGCUUCAGACCCUGUCAUCAUGUCCUGGCAAACACAAGUUCCAAGCUUGAAUAUUAAAGCAACAGGGGAGAAGCCAGUGUCUACAAGAGGCAAUACGUUUGAGAUGACCUGUAGCGUUUCCUCCAAGCACGUGACUGUGUCCCGUUACUCAGUGGUGAUCGCAAUGAAAGAACCAACCUCUCCCGAUGCAAAUGACAUUAAAACACUAAUUUCCUUGAGCCGGGACUCUGUGGUCCAACUGGAGACCUGGGACACCAAGGACCGAUCGGAGGAUGUCAUUCUGGAGAAGGUCAGCGACAACGAAUUUCGUUUCCGGCUGUUCAGGACCCAGUUUGCUGACGAAGGAAUGUAUUAUUGCAUGGUUCAGGCAUGGAUACCAGACACGAAUGGCGGGUGGCUCAAGUCUGCUGCAAACUCAUCAAAUACAGUAUCUAUUGCCUUUAAAACAGCAGCUCCCUGGUUUAAUGUGACAUUAGAAUCUGAUAAACACCAUGUGUUGCAAGGAGAGACUGUGCAGAUUAACUGUGUCAUUGACUUGUUGGAGAUAUCCAAGAACACAGAUGUCUUUUACGAGGUUGAAUGGUUGGCUUCUGAACAGCUGUACUUGAAUACAAGCCUCCUGGUGUCCAUAGAUCAGAAGUCGGUGGUGACACACGCUAAGGGCAACAUGACCACAAGCAUCAGUGCCGAGAGGAUCAGUGAACACGAAUUCUGCUUGCGGAUACAUUGUGCUGAGAAGAGAGACGCAAAGUUUUAUUACUGUGCGGUGACACCAUGGAUUAAAUCAGAGAUUGGAGAUUGGCAGAAAAUGAGUCAGCAAACAUCGGAUCCACUUGCAGUGCGAGUUAAUAUUUCAGUGCUGGAUUCUUUUAAGAUGCCUUUGAUAUACGGGAUCACCAGUACCUUGAUUGUGGGAAUCCUCGCCUGUGCGAUCGGAUGGUGCACUUCGCAGUGUUGCUGCAGGGAGGAGAAGCGCGGAACGAGACGCGAGAAUCGCAAAUUAAUACAAAUGGAAAUGGACUAAGAAACUCUUGCACUGGAGGUGAGAGGGACCAUCGGGUGAACAACAGCAAUUGGACUCUGCAGCUUUGAGAAGAAAAAAAGCAGAUGUCAGUCAGUGAUAAUCUUUUUAGAAUUGUUACAUGUGCAAUGAUUGUAUUUUUUUAAGGAAGCCAUUCCCACCCAAUUUUUUAUCAAUGAACAAUAACUCUUUAUCAAUGACUUAAUGUGGUUUUAUGACGAUUUUUUUUUCCUUUGUCGUCUGUUAGGGUGAAUGGGAUCCAUGAUACUGCGGAACUCCUUCUAGUCCCACCAAUGAUUCUGAAUAUUUACUAUCAACAUCUCUAGAAAAAAACAACCUGGGUACUCCCCUAGUCGCUGUCGGUCACCAAUAUCAUGGUUCCAAAUUAUCUGGUGGGGAGAGUGAAUGGGAGAAGUAGCUGCAUAUCGUAACUUGGGGAUUUGGGCUGUGACUACAUGCCAGCAAGACAAAAAAAACUUUAAAUCAAGAAUCUGAUCAGAAUGAAACUCUUGGGUGAUUCACAGUUGUGUGCUGUGUUGCAGAGUAAGACACAUGCAUUCUGUCAAAAUUUCUCAGAAUUUCUUGCGUGAAAACGUUCAAAGCCACGGAAUAAAACAGAACAUCCAGAAAGCACUAUUACGCGUUGCUGUCAGACAAUCUUUCAUUGAGAAGCACAAAGGGCAAGCGACGAGCAAGAUUUAAUCUACCUAGCUUUAAAUGAUGUCUUUUUGUUUAGGCUUGGAGGUGGUGUGUGUAAGGGUGGGGGGCGGAGAGUUGCUGGUUCCAUUUCACACAAUCUUCCCAGGGACUAUAGGAGAGUAAUAGAUUGCACAGUUUUCAUUGCUUCCUUUAAGAACACAUGAUUUGAAAAUGUAUUAUCAAGGGACAUCGUACUGAGAGAGGCUGCACCAGUGCUGCGCGCUUCAUAAAGUGAGCCCAGUGUGAAAUUCACAGCUUUAGCUUGAACUAUAUAUCUACACAUAAAUAUAUCUGUAAUCGUAAUGUGGAAUAAAAGCACAGAACGGAAUUAGAUGCAGUAUCAAAUCCAAACUAAAGAAAAGUAUAGCUGAAUGAAUCAUUGACUCACUCGUCCUGGUCUAGUAUCAGUAUAGGUAUCAUGUGCCUGUAGUGGAGCUGAUAUGGGAACAGUGCAGCCAUCUAUCUGUGCAGAUUCAUUGAAAGAGCAACUGCAGUCCUGGCCAAGCUAUUUGAACUAAGACGAUGUGCACUUUGCCCUUUAUUUUUUAAUCCCAGUGUUGUUCAUAUUGGAGAGAGGGUAUUGCACCUGUUUUUCCCCCUGUUUUUCCCCCUGUUUGGCAAUCCUAAUGGCCGAUUGGGAAUAGAAUCCCCCAGUUCACUGGUUGGGUUAUGCCAGCCUCCCAGAAACAGGAGAAAUCCAUGCUCAACAAGAUGCAAACAAAUACACUAUAAAUUUGUUGAUCCCUGAUGUCUCUCUCUGUCUACUGUGUACAGUAAAUUCUAAAGAGUGUAACGGUUUCUAUCUGUACUGCAAUAGGAAUGAUAUAAAUAUACUGCGUGGAGGCUCUCUGAUGAUUUUGUCAGGGCCAAGGCAGUAAAUACUCAACAACUUGGACAGGAAGGUUGACUCCCUGGUCUGUGCUGCCUCAAGCUUAUAGUUGGGCAUCAGGUUAGGGCAUAAUCAAUAGGAAAAGUCACAAUGUUUCCCCUGAAUUGCUGUCCAAUGGCCCUGAUGGAAGUCCUCCCCUGAGGCCUGAAAUUCCAUCUGGUGUUACCCUGUAGGACCAUUUUUCCUUAUUGUUUUAGAAUUGCGGAAAAUUGUUAACUUUCAGGAUCCAUUUGGAAACUGGUUCUUUUUAAUAACUGGAAAACUGGUUUCCAAAGUAAGGCUGAAUUUAAGAGUUUCCCGCAGUCCUGUGCAUUCUUAAAUUUUAGGGCAAAAUAGUCUUACAAGCUAAAACUAGGUAGAAUUUGGUGCCACUGGUGGGCUCAGAUGGGAUGGAGCUAUUGACUCACUUUAGACAGGUCACUGCCCACUCAUGACAUGCCUCUAGUGGAAAUUAAUGACAAAAAUCCAAUGACGCCCUUUUGAACCUGAAGUACACUUUAUUACUAGAAAGGAGCAUGUUCCUUUUUGAUUGUGUUAAAAGCAAUGACAUUUACAAAAUGGCACUAAUGCAUGAAUUGAAGAACAACUGAGGUCACCGCUUGGAUCUGGUACUACUUUUGAUCACACUGUUAAUUAAUCUGCUCGCCCCACCCUCCAAGUCUUCACCAAAUGAUUUACAACUGUAACCUCACAGGCACAGGGAAAUGUUAACAUAAAAAUUAUAGGGACAGAGAGUUCCAAGAUAGGUUUGGAAAUCACAAUGGCACUUCAUUACAUUUCUUUAAAUUGCAUUUGCAAUGUAUCCUAUUACUGUUUCUCAAUGAAUGUUUGGUCCCUUGAGUCUGGGAUAAACAGGCUAUUGCUUUUAAUGAGAACCAGGGUUAUCCUCAGAAUAUUGCACAGUCUGCAGUUUGCUGCACCAGCAUUCAUUCAGAUCAAGGCUAUUCUCCACAUCAAGGCUAUCAGCCUCAAAUAUGAACACGUCUGGUAAUGACAUCAAAAAUCCAUUGGUCAGGAUUAUCUCUGAACUAAAUAGAGAGAAUUGGAUGGGAUUUGAUGUGUUAAAAGCUGACUAUUGCAUCUUAUUUCUUGCCUUAAGACAGCCACUGCAUGGUUACUCAUAAGCUGCCCUGGAAAAAGUAUCAAUUGAAAUGACUUGCUCACGUUAAUCAUAUGAAAAGUUUUAAGACAAAUUCUUCAGGAAACAGAAGAGAGCAACAAACGUAAAUUGUGGAAAGAGGAGAGGCAUUGCGUAUGUUAUGGGUUACAUAGUCAACUAUUCAGAAUAUAGGACACACCAACCAGCCAGCAUGAAUACAUCAAUCAAGGAAAGCCCUAGUAAUGGACGAUAAUGUAACUUGAAUAAAGUCGAGAUGGGGCUGCUUGGAGCUGAGGUACAAGACAUGAUACAGUUAUGAUGCCACUUUCAAGUAUGUUUGAGGAAGUGUUUAACUAGAAAAUCCUGAAAGUGCUCAUUUGUCAUUUCAUUACUUCUUUGAGGGAGGGAGCAGGCAGUACAAGACGUUUCUCAGAAACUGCUGCCAGCAGUUGUUAGAACCUGGUGUUUAUUCUAAUGGGGUAUCAGCAUUAAACCUACAGGAUCGAACUGUCUGGAAAACAAGCCCUUGCUUUGUGAAUGGCUCAGGCCUUUCGUCUGAUAAAUGAUGAAGAGCAAAUCCCUUGAUCUAACUUUAACCUCUUAUGUUUUCCCUUUUAUGAUAAAUCUAUCCGACAAAAUCAAAUUAUCUUUCCUUUCAUCUCAGGUGAUACUUAUGAAUAGAAAUUUAUCCUGGGGCUCUUCAGAUUCACUUUGGUAGGUACCAGUGUUAGCAAAGAUCCUGUGACAAAAGGUCUUACAUGUGUAGUGAUAAGUAGCUACCUGGCAGGCUGAUUACAAUCACUACAAAUUCACUGGGACAAGUGCAGACUUAUUGUUGCUGCUUGUUGGCUUCAGGUUUCAAUAAAACUAAAGUUCUUUAAAUGGAAAUUCCCUGCCACUAUUAUUUAGAAAGAAGCAACCUGACAGGUUUGUCCAUUUGCUUGCUGUGUGUGAAGCGUUUGGUUGAGAUCAGUCUGAUUAGAAAUGUAUAUUUGCUUACAAAAUACAAUGAACCUGUGAAAUGCUGUAUCAAAAGGAAAGAUUAAAUGGCAAUAAGUAAGGAGCAGCAUCCACUCACUAUUAUGCAAGUUACUUUUUGAUAUAAGAUUACACUGGUGCUGAAGUUGCUCCAGUCUACCUUGAGGCUGUUAAAACAGGAUUGUGCUCUGGAUUGAGCACAUUUUAAUGUAACAGGUUUCUUGUCCAUGGUCCAGGUACCUUUGUUUGUUCUUUUAAAUUAGAUGUUUCUUUUUCUUCCUUCCUUAAUUGAAUUUCAUUGCGCCAUUCUCCAUACCUGGUCUGCUCUGAGGCCUCCGCCAACGCUGCUUGGAAUCUGACCACUAGGAGGUGCUAAAAGAGCAACCAGAAUGCUUUUCUUGCCAACCUUCACCUCCUCAUUAAAAGAUUCCUGGGAUCUGCUCUGCACUUCCCAAUACUGAUGUAGCUGAGGUUGCGAACUCAGUGAUACAAGGCUCACUUGGAGGGUUUAAGUAAUGUGGGAAAGGGCAAGAACCAACACGUGACAUCAGAGAGUCUGACCUCUCUGAUGUCUCAUGUUGGUUCUUGCGCUUUCCCACAUUACUUCUUGAAAGUACGAUUUGGGUGUUAAUAGAUUUAAAGCAUCUUGAUGACAUAACACCCUUCUGGCUAUUCCUUUGGGUUAAGGAAAACGCAUCUUUUGCUUGAAAUUAGUUUCAAAAUGUUAUUGCACAACCAGAAUUAAGAAAAGGUUGGGAAGUAAUGAACAGUUCAAGGUUUCUUGUCUACUGAAUAUUAUUAUUAUUAUUACUAUGUUUAAACCCCAUCUUUCUUUGUGAAAUUCCACUGGUGUGUUUUUCAGAGUUUUAAAUAAAAAGUUUUGGGAAAGAAAAAGAAAUGCAAAAGAAGUGAGAAUGUGAGUUUCCGGUACUUUGCAACAUGUUUGUUUUAAACCCGUGUUUGGUUUAUUAAUUAAAAUUGGUCAUGUUUUUAA